This is a messenger RNA of Medioppia subpectinata, 606 nucleotides long. The record is from the annotation of a GenBank genome assembly. NCBI's taxonomy places the organism in Eukaryota, Metazoa, Arthropoda, Arachnida, Sarcoptiformes, Oppiidae.
AUGGUGCAUGGUCAUUUGGACAAAUACGUGGUCACCUUUUGGUGGACCAGAUUCUGGCUCAGAGAUAACGACAGUUGCGAUGAAUUGGCCAACGAUUUGAUGGCCAAAAUCAAUCAACGAAAUCAGUUCCCGAAGAACUCAAUCGCCUUUUCGCGGAACGAGAGUCAAACCCAGCAAAUGAUGAAGACUUUCACUCAACGCAUACAACAAUUACAGCAACAACUGAUCCAAAGCUCUAAAUCUCAUCAAUUAACUCAACGCGAGAUCGAAAGGAGACAACGAGUGGUCGAUAAUUUGAAUUAUCGGUUAAAACAGAUGGAGAUAUCCAUAGAAAACCCGGACGCAGACCGAAGGAACGCUCUUCUGGGAAAUCCUUCGCAGUCUUUGUACGGAACUAAUGAACAAGACAAGGGAUUGGAAUCAUUAGCGGAGAUAAUUAGUCGCCAGAAGAAUAUGGCUCAAGGGAUUGGCUCUGAAAUUGAAAUACAAAAUGAAAUAAUUGAUGACAUCGGAGACGCUAUGGAUCAGACCAAUGAUCGACUCCUUAGAAACACUAGAAAUAUACGAAAAGUGAACAGAAAGUCCGGCACUUGCGGUCAGUUUUGA